AUGAAAGGACGCUCAGACUACAUAAAGGUGAGCAAUGAGCCAGACGAUGAGGAAGCCUCGCUCAUGACAGACCGACAACAACAACAGCGCGAGAUGAACAAACAGGACGAAGACCUGGACGUGCUGCACGGCGCCGUGAAGAAGCUGGGGGUUAUGAGUGGCAACAUCAGUACCGAGCUCGACAUUCAAAACAAGAUGUUGGACGAAGUGAACUCCGAGACCGACCGUGCCCAGGAGAACUUGGACAUGAUCACAAAGAAGACCCGGGAACUCAUCAAAGAAGCAGGUGCAAACGAACUCUUCCCCCUUCGUCCUCCUCCUCAACACCGCCAUCUCAUCGACGGACAUACGUAG
Molecule: messenger RNA, 354 nt
Organism: Aphanomyces astaci
Lineage: Eukaryota; Oomycota; Saprolegniomycetes; Saprolegniales; Verrucalvaceae
Exons: 4
Coding region: 1-354 (117 amino acids)
Source: RefSeq, a predicted model, not a curated record